AUGAUCGUCACCCCUCUCACUGAAAAACUCGGUCUGCGUGUGCCCCUUGUCCAGGGUGGUAUGCAGUGGGUCGGAACUCCUGCUCUCGCUGCUGCCGUCAGCAAUGCUGGUGCUCUCGGUACUCUUACGGCCUUGACCCAGCCUUCGCCCGAAGCCUUGCGUGAGGCUAUUCGCAAGACCAACUCGCUCAUCUCUGACGACAUUAAGAAAGAGCGUGAAAGCCACUACGGUUCGUUUGCUGUCAACAUCACGCUUCUGCCCUCGAUCAACCCUCCCGACUACGUUGGCUACGCCAAGGCGGCUCUUGAAGAAGGGGUUCGCAUUUUUGAGACCGCUGGUAACAACCCGGGAGAGGUGAUCAAGGUCGUCAAGGAGGCAGGCGCUUUUGUGAUCCACAAGUGCACUGCUGUGCGUCAUGCACGUAGCGCCGAGCGUUUGGGUGCCGACAUGCUCUCCAUCGACGGUUUCGAGUGUGCCGGCCACCCUGGUGAAGAUGACAUUGGCGGCCUCGUGCUCAUGGCUCGCGCUGCGGAGGAGCUCAAGAUCCCUUUCAUUGCCUCGGGUGGUAUCGCCAACGGUCAAGGCCUCGCCUCGGCUCUGGCGCUCGGUGCUGCCGGUGCCAACAUGGGAACGCGCUUCAUGUGCACCAAGGAAUCCGAGAUUCAUGACAACAUCAAGCGUGCCAUCGUCGAGUCGGACGAGCGCAACACCGUCCACAUCUUCCGAACCCUGCGCAACACAGCGCGUGUCUUCAAGAACAAAGUCUCGAUGGAAGUGGUUCGCCUGGAAAACCGUCCGGAGGGUGCGAAAUUCGAGGAAGUUCGAGACCUCGUCUCGGGUGCGCGCGGCAAAACGGUCUACGAGACGGGCGAUCGCGACGCUGGUAUCUGGUCUGCCGGUAUCACUGUUGGCCUGAUCCACGAUAUUCCGACGUGCAAGCAACUGUGCGCAAACAUGGAACGCGAUGCCGAACAUCACAUCAACAGGCUCAGUGCGCUCGUCGCUCAAAAGCACAGCAGCACCGCUGGUCGUCCUUCCAAGCUCUAG
Messenger RNA from Mycosarcoma maydis (corn smut), 1047 nucleotides. RefSeq names its product putative 2-Nitropropane dioxygenase. Gene Ontology annotation, molecular function: nitronate monooxygenase activity. The record is from RefSeq and is a predicted model, not a curated record. The transcript has 4 exons. Lineage: Eukaryota; Fungi; Basidiomycota; Ustilaginomycetes; Ustilaginales. The coding region runs from base 1 to 1047 and encodes 348 amino acids.